AUGUGCGCCUUCAACGGCGCCGCGGUGGCCACCCGGGCCCAGUCGUCCUCCGCCAUGAAGAUGUCCUUCGAGAACGAGCUCGGUGCCCAGCCCCCACUCGGGUUCUGGGACCCUCUCUACUGGCUGGAAGACGCGGAUCAGGAAAGGUUCGACCGCCUCCGGUACGUGGAGAUCAAGCACGGACGCAUCUGUAUGUUGGCCGUCCUGGGACACAUCACCCAGGAGAACGUACGCCUACCCGGCAACCUUAACUUCGAGACUCCCUUCGCGGACAUGCCUAACGGUCUCGCCGCCAUCAGCAAGAUGGGCCCCUUUGGCGUCGCUCAGAUCGUCGUGUUCAUCGGCUUCCUCGAGCUUUUCGUGAUGAAGCAGAAGGAAGGUUCCUUCCCGGGCGACAUGUCUCGCGUUAACCCGUUCGAGAAGCAGUGGGAGUCGUUCGACGAGGAGACCAAGCUCCGGAAGCGUGCGAUCGAGCUUAACAACGGCCGUGCCGCGCAGAUGGGAAUCUUCGCGUUGGUCAUCCACGAGAUCCUUGACGGGGAACCAUACAUCAUCAACAAGAUCCUCGGCGACACAAUUGCCAACGUGUUCACCUUUUAAUUAGACCCUUACAGAUCCUCGGCACGUCCCCGUACCUUUGCCUCAGUGUUUGCGCAACACACGCGGGCAUGGACGGGGUGUUAAAUUGCUUGGAUCAGUUCCUGCCUUCGUCGCUGCUGGUUAUAGCUAGCACGUUGGUUCACACAUCAUAAUUGUCUUGGUUGUACAGGCCUUCUGCUGAGACAUUUUGGCGUCCCUUUUCUUUUUGUUGCGGUGGAUCAGAAGUCAGCAGCCCUGUCUUGUUUUGUGCAGGUCGACGUCGGCGAGAAUGUUGUCGGAGGUUGUGUUAUCCCCCUUCCAAAGUGCGACUUUGAGGGAACCCCACCGUUGUCUUGUGCUGAUGUGAGCAUGCCACACUUUCGUUCUGCCCAACAGGACCAUUUUUUUUCCGUCGAUUCUAUUAUAGUGCGCAAACGAUUGUCGUGUCGCUUUCAAUUUUGGGCUUGUGUGGUACGUGCUUUGACUGCUGCUGCCACGCACGCAUAAAAAAUGUCAAGACAACACAAGAUAAUGGCUGAUUUGUGGGCCUAGUGUCGCAAUAUAUUUGCUGUGCGGACGCGGUGGUUCCACCGCUAGGGCACUUGGAACUUGUUUCCCAAGAGAAACCCAAGUGGAACAAGUCAAGGCAAACGAAGGACCCUAUUUUCUCUAUCUAAGGAGCCCUGUGGCUGGAGAUCCUCCGCCGA
This is a messenger RNA of Ectocarpus sp. CCAP 1310/34, 1286 nucleotides long. The record is from the annotation of a GenBank genome assembly. Lineage: Eukaryota; Phaeophyceae; Ectocarpales; Ectocarpaceae.